Messenger RNA from Phaeoacremonium minimum UCRPA7, 1440 nucleotides. RefSeq names its product putative c2h2 finger domain-containing protein. The record is from RefSeq and is a predicted model, not a curated record. The coding region runs from base 1 to 1440 and encodes 479 amino acids. The transcript is spliced from 3 exons. Gene Ontology annotation, biological process: regulation of DNA-templated transcription. Gene Ontology annotation, molecular function: DNA-binding transcription factor activity, RNA polymerase II-specific; RNA polymerase II cis-regulatory region sequence-specific DNA binding. NCBI's taxonomy places the organism in Eukaryota, Fungi, Ascomycota, Sordariomycetes, Togniniales, Togniniaceae.
AUGUUCCGCUGCUAUUACUGCAAAGCUACUUUCAGCACUGAAGCAGGAUUGCGAUUCCACAAGGCCCAGGCUUUGGAGCAGGAUAACCCCGCGAAACCACACUGGUGGUGUCGGCUUCAUGACAAAGACUAUCACAGUCAGAAGGCCCAUGCUCUCCACAUGAAACAGCACCACCCCAGGCCGCAGGACCUGGAAUGUCCUGGCUGUGGUGGGCACUUCCAGCGUCUGGGCGGCCUUAUCGGUCACAUCGAGGCGGGACUGUGUUCCAAACUUGAGAUUGAAGACAUCCUCAACCGUCGCCAUGAGAUGACCGAGUUGACCCGAAGACUCAAUGACCUGCAUGGCAUGGCGGCCCUCGCAUCUGACAAGCUUCAAUUGAGCCUCGAAAAGUACAUGAUCGAGCCCAUCGCCAAGAUGCUCGCUGUCCCUUCCAAUCAGCGAAGCACAGGUUGUCUUCCUGCCGCCAAUGCCGUGAAAGUCCUGGAGGCCCCUGGGGCCAACCCUGGGGCUCAGCGUGUCACGCCCACUGAGUCUGGCAUCGAUGAAUCUGAGACUACAGACCUCCCCAUGGGAGCAGAGGCGAGCAACAUGCAUGCGACUCAAGACAGCGGCUGGGGCAGUGAGUCUUCGUCUGCCAAGGCCACAACUGAUACCGCGCAUGGCAUCAAAGAGACUCGUUACAAGGCUCCGAUUCUGCAGAAGUCUUCUACUUCAGAGUACAAGAAUCCCUGGGCUGUCGAUGACGGAGGCUGGUACGGAAAUGCCAAGAGCACUCCAGACGAGGACCAUAAGAGAGACAACACUCAGGCUAGUGAUGUACCGGGCAGCACCGAACCCUCUCUUAUUUCCGUCCAGUCACCAUCGCAGGCCUUGCAACUUGUGCCGGAUGCUCCUGAGAAGGUCUCCAUCGACCCAAAUAGCCCGGAGUACAACGAAGAGAACUUUCGAAACCCGGAGUCAGAUCAAUAUUUGUGCCCACACGACCAUUGCUGGAAACUUUUUAUGACGCCCGAGGGUCUCGCCAUUCACCUGAGGACCGGCGCCUGCACACAGCCACGCUACACCUGCCCGGCCUGUGGCCAUCGAUUCAGGUCCACCACUGCCCUCACUCAGCAUACUGAGACGACAACCCGAUGCAUCAUCAGGAGCACAAGCAUGUACCGCAAUGUCCUCAACCUCCUGACCGGAGGAAUCGCCGACACUGACGGCUACCUCGAGGACGCCACGACCAAGUACAUCGUCCAGCCGCUGGCUGCGGCGGCCCUGGCCCCUGAGCCCGAAGAGGAGCCUAAGACCCUGGAGGAGCAACUCCACCGCACCUCAGAGAUCAUGGAGUGGGCCGAGAGAACUUUCAAGGAGCGAGCGGCCUCACGAGCGGCGUCCGUGAGGGGAGAAAAGGUUCCAGAAAUGACGCUCCAGUGGCAUGGCCAGAACUGCUAG